Molecule: messenger RNA, 1626 nt
Organism: Aspergillus mulundensis
Lineage: Eukaryota; Fungi; Ascomycota; Eurotiomycetes; Eurotiales; Aspergillaceae
Product: high affinity methionine permease
Exons: 5
Coding region: 1-1626 (541 amino acids)
Biological process (GO): amino acid transmembrane transport
Cellular component (GO): membrane
Molecular function (GO): L-amino acid transmembrane transporter activity
Source: RefSeq, a predicted model, not a curated record
AUGGAUAUCACUUCGGGGCCUCUCCCCAAGAAUGACAUUACGCCGGACACCAAAGCCGUUGAAGACGGCCCACGUCGCGCAGAUGGCGUCACUCAGCUGUACGAAGGAAAUAUCUUCGAGGCGACGCCCGAGGACCGUCGCCAGAUCGGCGUCAUUAGCGCAUCGUUCCUCAUCUUCAACCGCGUCAUCGGAACCGGUAUCUUCGCCACGCCGAGCACGAUCCUGUCGUUGUCCGGGAGUGUUGGCCUGUCGCUGUUCAUGUGGGUUGCUGGUACUUUGAUCGCCGUUGCCGGUACUGCGGUCUACCUGGAAUGGGGCACUGCUAUUCCGAAGAACGGUGGUGAGAAGAACUACCUCGAAUACGUUUACAAGAAACCCAAGUUCCUGGCCACGGCCAUGUUCGCCGCCUAUGCCGUCCUGCUCGGAUGGGCCGCGAGCAACAGUGUCGUCUUUGGCCAGUAUAUCCUCAACGCCGCCGAGGUGGAGGUCGACCGAUGGAACCAGCGUGGAAUUGGCCUUGCCUGUAUCACCGCUGCCUUCUUGAUCCACGGAUUUGCCCUGAAAUGGGGUCUUCGUCUUCAGAACCUGCUUGGUGUCAUCAAGCUCGUCAUCAUCGUCUUCGUCAUCGUCACCGGAUGGGUUGCGUUGGCUGGUCAUACAAAGAUUGAGACGCCUCACAACUUCAGCAAUGCGUUUGAGGGGACCACUGGAAGCGGCUACGGUAUCGUCAUGGCGUUGUACAAUGUCAUCUGGUCGUUCAUCGGUUACUCCAACGCCAACUACGCCUUGAGCGAAACCAAGAACCCCGAGCGCACUUUAAAGAUUGCCGCCCCCAUCGCCAUCGGCUCCGUCGGCAUCCUCUACAUGCUCUGCAACAUCGCGUACUUCGCCGCCGUCCCAAAAGAGCAGUUCCUCGCGUCCGGCAACAUCGUCGCAGCGACCUUCUUCGGCAACAUGUUCGGCUCGCGCGCUGAGCGCGUCAUGUCCGUCUUCGUCGCCCUCUCGGCCUUCGGAAACGUCCUCUCCGUCAUCUUCUCCCAGGGCCGAAUCGUCCAGGAACUCGGCCGCGAGGGCGUCCUCCCCUUCUCUAAGUUCUGGGCCUCCAACAAACCCUUCAAGUCCCCCGCCGCCGGCCUCUUCGAGCACUGGGUUGUCUCCGUCAUCAUCAUGCUUGCGCCUCCUCCCGGCGAUGCAUACAACUUCCUCGUCAACCUAAUCUCCUACCCCCUCGCAAUCGUCAACGUCUUUGUCUCCGCAGGCCUAAUCUACAUCUACCUCACGAAAGAGAAAAACUUCCCCAACUGGCGCCCCGGAAUCCGCGCCACCCUCCCCGUCACAAUCUUCUUCUGCCUUUCAAACGUCUACCUCGUCGUCGCACCGUAUAUCCCCCCCUCAGCGGGCCAGAGCGUCUACGAGGAACUGCCGUAUUAUCUGCACUGCGUUGUCGCCCUGGGCAUCUUCGCUCUCGGCGCCAUCUACUACCUUGUUUGGGCGGUGGCCAUGCCAAGAUUCGGCGGAUAUGUCCUUGUUAAGGAGACGGUUGUUGAUGCGGAUGGGUGGAGCCGGAGCGUGUUUACGAAGAUGCCCAUUAAUCGGGUGAAGGAUGAGGGUGAGGUGCAUUUUUAG